UGAUUACAGCCGUCCUCCUGUGCGCAUUCGUUGCCUCAGCACUGUCCAAUUCACUGGAGACCAGAGUUGAGCAGCUGAAUGAGAUCUCUUACCGCACUCCUGUUGUAAAACUUGAUGAUGACAAGUACAAAUCCUUCAUCAGGACAAUGCCUAGAAACUACAGUAUUGUUGUCAUGUUUACUGCUCUUUCCCCUAACAGAAAUUGCAAGAUUUGCAAAGAGGUGCACACUGAGUACACAACAUUAGCAAGGUCUCACCGAUACUCCCGUAGCUUUAACAGUGACAUCUUCUUUACAAUGGUAGACUAUGAUGGGGGUGCUGCUAUCUUUCAGAGGCUGAAGUUGACCUCAGCCCCAGUAAUCCUGCAUUUCCCUGCCAGUGGUAAACGAAAGAAGGAGGACAAAUUCGACCUUGAAAGGAGGGGAAUAAACGCCGAAUCCAUCUCCAAGUGGGUAAAAGACAGAACAGAUAUAGGAAUAGAAGUGAUCAGACCUCCAAACUACACUAACGCUAUUCUUCUGGGUGUGUUCCUGUUCGCUGUGUCUGGUACUCUGCUCAUCAAGGGAAACAGCCUGGACUUCCUUUACAAGUGGAAAUAUUGGGCUAUCACAUCUAUGUUUAUAAUGUUUGCUAUGACGUCAGGACAGAUGUGGCUUCAUAUCAGAGGUGCUCCCUUCGCUCACGUUGACCGGGAGACAGGUAGAACCAGUUUUAUCCACGGUGGCAGUAACAUGAUGUUUGUGGCUGAGUCCUACAUAAUAGCAGUAGUUAACGGGGUUAUCGCACUUGGUUUCAUCAUGAUGGCAGACGCUCCUAAAGAUCCAACUAACCUUAACUCCAAAUAUAUGAGUUACGGAGGUCUGGCGUUGGUAGUAGUGUUCUUCUCUAUUCUGCUCGCUAUAUUCCGUAUGAAACACAGAGGAUACCCCUACAGCCUCCUCUUCUAAUGUUAUGACGUCAUCAUUAGCUUGUGAUGUCAUCGUCGCGUUAUGACGUCGCUACUAUAUUAUGAGGUUAUUAGCUGCUUUCCUACGCUGUUUAGUGUUUACCUUGUCCAUUGUAUCCUAUUACUUAUAAUAUUAGUUAAAACUCUGAUAUUUCAAUUGAGAAGAAAGAAAAUGGUUUUCUCGCUGUGAAUUGUUUGCAUUAAUGUAGUAAAUUAUUUAUUGUUUUUCUACAUUUGGUCUGGCUUUAUGUUUUAUUUGAUGUAAGGUAUAAUUAAAAUCUACUUCAUGCUUACUUUACUGUUUAUGCAGAUUGCUGAUCCGUAUAAUUUUGGGACAACAUUUUGAUGACUUCGUUUUGAGUAAAUACACAGAAUCUUGUAUCUUUUGGGGUGGUUGCACUAAUUAUUUAUUGAUAAUUAUUAUUGUUAAGCAGAGGUGAUGAGUAAGG
Messenger RNA from Bolinopsis microptera, 1395 nucleotides. Its product is annotated as magnesium transporter protein 1-like. The transcript has 8 exons. Bases 147 to 947 code for a protein of 266 amino acids. The record is from RefSeq and is a predicted model, not a curated record. NCBI's taxonomy places the organism in Eukaryota, Metazoa, Ctenophora, Tentaculata, Lobata, Bolinopsidae. Gene Ontology annotation, cellular component: oligosaccharyltransferase complex.